AUGCAAGAGAAGUUCACUUGGGUUUUUGAAAAAUUUUCAUCUUUUCAAGAUGAAAAGUACCGCCACUCUCCUCCCUUCACGGCCGGCGGCUGCAAUUGGCGUCUUUCUGCUUAUCCCGGAGGAUUUAUGAAAGAUGGUUCUCAUGUUGACUGCUUGUCCGUGUAUCUUUAUUAUGCUCCUGGAUCUCCCUUACCAGGAAAGGGAAGAGAAGUGAAAUAUCGCAUCACUUUUGUCAAUGUUAACCCUCAAUAUAACAAAGUAAUAGGAGAGGAAUGCUAUAUGGAUAGCAAGAGUAUCAGCAGAUUUGUAGACUUCUUGCCCCUUGACAAACUUCGUAAUAAAUUGGAAGGAUUUUUGGUGGAUGACAGGCUCACUAUCGUCGCUGAAGUAGACGUUUCACCAGCCAUUGUCGUACCAUUGGAACCUGUGAAGAUGAUUGCAUCUCUGAAUAGCAAAGAAGCUUCUGUCAAAGGGGACUCUCCUUGUCGUCAUCAAGUAGCGCAAGAAACUGAGAAUGCUGCAUCUCAAGAGAAGUUAAAUAAUGAUGAUGGUACGGAUGAUGAUUAUGAUGUUGUCGCAUCCGAAGAGAGUUCAGAUGAUGAUGAUGAUGACGUCUUUGAAGAGGGUUUGGAUGAUGAUAAUGAUGAUGCAUCCCAAGAGAAUGCAGAUGAUGGUAGGGGGGUUAACACUGUGGCAGGAGGAGAAAAGGAAACAAUGGAUGUCAAUGGGUUUGAGGUUUAUUCUUCCCAGGUAGAAUCCGUAAGCCAUAUCUUCAAAAGACACCCAGACUUAGCUAUAGACUUCCGUCCAAAGAACCAACAUAUCAGAAGAGCUUACAUGGAUUCACUCCUUAGCCUCAUCAAGAUGCUGUGCCAGUCACCAGAGAAGCUUUCAGAGGAUGAUCUGAGCAAUGCUGAUGACACACUUGUUGAUUUGAUUGAUGCUGGCUUUAAGAUGGACUGGCUGAAGACAAAGCUAGAUGAGGUCUCUCAGAAGAAAAAGAUGGAGCAGGGUAGUGGGGCCCGGAUACAAACAAUGGAGGAACAGUUGCAGAAGCUGAAAGAGAUGUUCUUGGAUCUUGAAUCUCAGCUGCACAAGGAAAAGGUGGAGGCUUUGGCUGCGAGAGCUCCUCUCUCGUUCAACGAUGUUGUUUGCUGA
This is a messenger RNA of Camelina sativa (false flax), 1158 nucleotides long. Its product is annotated as MATH domain and coiled-coil domain-containing protein At3g58440-like. The record is from RefSeq and is a predicted model, not a curated record. Gene Ontology annotation, molecular function: protein binding. NCBI's taxonomy places the organism in Eukaryota, Viridiplantae, Streptophyta, Magnoliopsida, Brassicales, Brassicaceae.